CAGUAGGAUUAUGACUCUACCGUAGCAGCUGGGUCUUGCUGCAGCUACUAGGCAGAGAACGAGUGACCGAAAUCACCGAGAUUAGAUCCGGGAGCUUCUUCAAACAAUUUUCUUCUUGUCAGCGUAAGGAAACUCCAUGACCAUGUUCUGAUAUACUUGAACGGUUUCUCCUUUCGCCUUUACCAAAUCUUGCGUGUGUAACGAGAAAACGGAAGUCUGAGGUCACGCCACAUACGGGACACCUGAUUUUGGAGGAGCUAAUUAGCAUGAAAUGACCAGAUGCCGCAUCGGAUAUCCUUCCUAGAUUGACCGUGAUAUGGAAUAUCAAGCAGACACAGCUCUAGCUAGAUUGAAAGGGAACUGGCGCUGACUGCUUUAUACAGCGUACAACUGAUCUAACAACCAGCGUGGAGAUACCACCUCAUGGCAUUGAUGCAAGUGUACAAACACAUUGCCCAGCUGUGUUUAGUAUAUCAAUCGUUGAAGUGCCCAGAUGGACGCUUGUAGCACUACGGAGAUAAGGAUUACUAAUUAACAAGACUUCUCAUCAAGAUAUCUAAUUGACGUGAUGAAGCAAUUAGUACCCUAGGUGUGCCUAUAUGUAUAUCCACAUCACUUGCCAACCUCAUUGUUUAGUUCUGUUCUUGUACGCAAAGGCUUUCAGAUUGAGGUGUUUAGUUACUUUGCUAUCUUGUAUUUCAAGUAGGCUUGGUGAAACCGGCCAUUGCCCAAUAGAAGUACUGUACGCUAGACUGAUGGAGAUGGUAUCCAAGGUGCUGUAUUUGAAUGCACUCUGCUUGCUCACUCUCCAAUUCCCAAGAACAUCAACAUCGAACCAACAGUAUCAAUCAGUUGGAUUCAUUGUUGACGUGGGAUCAGGAAUGACUCAUCGUCUCGCGCAACAACUAGAACAGGAGUUGAAGACCGCGCUCCAAGGAAAUAUGUCAAAUUUUUCGAGAUAUGCUCUAGCACUAGUUUCUCGUCAAGGUCAGAUGGUUAGAUGAUUUCUUAUACUAGUGCAGUGACGAAAGAGUAGAGAGUAACGACACGCUCAUUGUUCGUAUGUCUUUUGCACCUUGUACCUCAUUUAGCACAUUACUCAUUGCAUCUUGUGGCACGAUCGACGUACAUGGAUACCACUGGCAUCAUCGAAACAAUUACGCUCUCGAUUCCCGGUUUCUAACAUGAAUUACAUUUCUAGGUGCGCAUCAGUUUCUAAUAACCAGAUCAUCAGUAGAGCUCUUUUACAAUCUUGAUCUCCAAAACUACGUGAACACGAGGUUACACUGUAGGGAAGACGUUACGUCUGCUGUCUUGGAAGUCGCAAACGCUGUCAGCGGUCACACUCCUGCUGCACUGUUCGUCUUUACGGCUGGAAAUCUAGAGUGGAGCAGACGGGCUUCUUCUCAAGUCUUGACUCAUCUGUCUGACGUAGGAGUGCAGUUGACGGUCAUUGUACUAGACACACUCGAGCAGUCUGUAAGAGAAACCUACUGGUCGCACAACUUACACCAUUCCAACUUCAAUUCUCUUCUGCGCCUAAAAACGUCGGAAAUACACAUGCUCGGUAAAUUGCUAGAUACUCUCACCUCCAAAGUUCAGUCUCAUCUACUGCACACCGAAGAUUUGCCAAUGGGCAACAGUACAGUCGAACUCCGACUGAACAAUCAAUAUGAUUCGUUACUUCUGACGUCAGACGGUAGACUGGAUUCAGUUGCAGUGCAAACGGAAGACGGAGAGACUCUUGCAUUCCUUUCGGCCAUUAAUUUGAAAUACGGCUAUGUUGGAUCAAUAUCUCAAGAUUUGUCUCCUGGUCUUUACUUACUACAUAUCGUGACUAGUUCGAGUGCCAUUGUGACUGUGAGAAGUGAACGUCAGUUGCAGUCGCCAAGAUUUUGUGAGGAGCUUGAUGAUGUCUGCUUCAAAACAACCACUGCAUAUGUUAGUCCUGUAAAAGGAGCAUUUUAUUAUGUGAUCACAACAUCAGACAUCGUUUUUGAGAGAUAUCAAGUCAGUCUUGACUGCAAGAACUGCAUCUAUGACAUGGCAGGUGCUAUGCGUUCUCUACACACUGAAACACGUGUUCGGGUUCCAGUUUCACCAUUUCAUCUCGACAUUAUUGGAUCGUCUCCCACAGCAGAGCAAAUUACUCGCUACGAGAUCAGACCUGUGGACUUAGGUACUCCGAGGGCUCUUCAGCAGUCUUUCAUUAUUACAGUAACUGCGGGACAAGAGUUGCAGCUGAUUUGCGCGACGAGCAGUCCCGCCAACUUCAAUACAUACAGCUGGCGUUUCCCCACUACGCUCGAAUCUCAAGUUAGUAAUGAGAGGAAUGAACGAGUAGUUACUAUUUCUAAUGUAACAGUUCAGCACGAAGGAGACUAUCUUUGCAAGGUUGACAACUCAAAAGGAUAUGCAGAGCUCAUCUUUAGGGUCACUGUGCAAGGAAUACCAGUUAUUGCAGCGUCUGCUGAGAUCGUGUCGGUCAGUGUUAGCGAGGAAGUUAAUCUACCUUGUCAGGCGUUUGGCCGUCCGUUAGUUAUAAAAUGGUUGAAUAAGGAAGGAAAAGAGUUGGGGAAGAGUUUACGCCACGAGGUGACAGACAAUGAUACCUUGACUAUUCUAAGGACAACAACUUCGGAUUCUGGAAUCUAUUUGUGUAUGGUGUCUAAUCCAUUUGGAAAUACUACUAAAACAACACAACUUAUUGUUAAAACUGUUGCAGCUGUGAGAUCUGUAAAGGUUCGCGUAAGGAAACCCGUCUACCUCGAUUGCCAGCCUCCUGAUGGGUUGACACAAGCUACUGAUGUUACUUGGUGGAGCGGAGCUACGAUGAUUCCAGAGCAAUCAGAAACGUUCUCUGUAUUAGAAAACGGAACUCUGAUAAUUAAGGCAGCCGACUACUUUCUUGGAGGUUCGUACUCGUGUUCAGUGGGAGAAACGACUACCGGGCACAGCGCAAUUUAUCUUCUGAGCGUCUUGGAGCCACCGGCUAUUCUUGAUUAUGGAUUUCACACAAUUACAGCCGCUGAAGGAGAGGAACUGCUCAUUGCUUGUACUGCUACAGGAUUUCCUCCUCCAAGUUACGGUUGGUCCAUAAAUUCCAUCCCACUGUCAGAAAUCGGUCGAGGACGAAUCUCUGUAACCACAUCUGGUUCUCUCUUCUUUGGGGCUGUCUAUAGGAGUGACGAGGGCAGCUACAUAUGCACUGCUACCAACACGCUAGGAUCCGACAGUCAAUCAUUCAGUGUUAUUGUAGAAGGUCCUCCGUACUUUGAUGUCAAAAACGGUCUGACAAGAAGAUCAGUGCGAGGAGUAUUGGGAUCUGCUCUCACUUUGACAUGUCCCAUUCACGGUUUCCCGUUUCCGGUCUUUGUCUGGUUUUCUGAACGCAGGCAAAUAGCGCCGUCCGAGCGCCUUUCUAAUGGCCUAAGUGGGUCUUUAGAUAUUAGAAAGCUAGAGGAGACAGACGAGGGAUCUUAUAGUUGCAAAGCCGUCAACACAUAUGGACAGAAAGAAUUCAAAUUCGAACUUGUAGUUGAAAUUCCACCGAAAGCUUCCAAUAAGCAUCUGGAAGUGCGAGGCGUGGAAGGCCAGCCAUUGACUCUCGAAUGCAAUGUGUUGGCGGUUCCGGUACCCGAGGUCAAGUGGUCAAAGGUUAAGAAGCAGGGCAAGAAUCCUCUCUUAGCUACCAAUGAAACUCUUCUUAUAAGCUCGUUGCAAGUUGAUGACGGUGGCGAUUAUAAGUGCAAGGCCAGCAACUAUCUUGGAUCGGUAACAGUAAACGUUCAUGUUGUCGUCGCAGUUCCUCCGCACAUUGAGCCCUUGCCACGCAAUAUCGCAGACAUAGCCAUUCCUAUUGGAUCCACUUUGACAAUUCCGUGCGUAGCUUCAGGCUUUCCUUUACCGGAAGUCGAGUGGACGGUAAGAAGCAAGAAGGUAAAGUUUGAAGUCAUAGAUGGGGAGAUGAACGUAGUAGACUUUACCCAAGCGGACGUUGGAGAUUAUACGUGCGUUGCUGAGAAUGAAGCUGGACGGUCUCGACGUCAUCUUCAAAUGAACAUAGACGAGUCAGCGCAAUUCGCCUCGUGGAAUCAGUGGUCUGCCUGUACUAGAAUAUGCAAUGGAGGAGUUCAAGUUCGCAGAAAACUACAACAAUGCUUGUCACCCGACCAGGCUUGUCCUGAUCUGAAAGAGAUACGGUCAUGCAGUGACCAAAUUCCGUGUCCCGUUGAUGGCCAGUGGAGUAACUGGAGCCUGACUGGCUGUUCAGAGACUUGUGGCGGAGGCUUUCGUUGGAUAUAUAGAGAAUGUAAUAAUCCACCUCCUAAUGAUGCAGGACGUUCGUGUGUGGGACAAAGCAGGAAACUGGAGUUAUGCAACACCGGAUGCUGCCCAGUGAACGGAGAAUGGAGUGAUUGGAGUUCUUGGUCAAGAUGCAGUAAAUCUUGUGGUCGUCCUUUCGGCACGCGUUCACGCACAAGAAAGUGUGACAAUCCACCACCGGAGUGCGGCGGCCGUACCUGCAGCGGCCACAACGACGACAACCAGCCGUGCAACAGAAUUGAAUGUGCCGUUAGUGGCGAUUGGAGUCCCUGGAAUCUGUGGUCACCAUGUACACGAAGCUGCACCGGAGGAUUGAAGACUAGAAUACGAAUUUGCAACAAUCCAAGGCCUCAAUAUGGAGGAAAAAGUUGUUCUGGUUAUGCACAUCAGGCAUCAGUCUGCAAUGCACAAGCAUGUCCAGCGAACGGUGAGUGGUCGUACUGGCAAACGUGGAGUCCUUGUUCGCGUUCGUGUCGUCCUGGAGGGCAACGAAAUAGAAGGCGCUCUUGUUCGAACCCGAAGCCUCAACAUGGAGGACGAACCUGUUCCGGAUUCGAUGUCGAUCGUCGCGAUUGCAAUAGCCAAAGUUGUCCCUUAAAUGGAGGUUGGACUGCGUGGUCGACUUGGCAGCUUUGCUCUCAUUCAUGCGGUGGUGGCCAAACAUUGAGAGUGAGGAGCUGUACAAAUCCAAGACCUGAUUUUGGAGGGCAACGAUGUUCUGGAGAGAACAGUCAGUACACAACGUGUAACAAAUUUCCAUGUCCAGUGGACGGUAAAUGGAGUAUUUGGAGUGAGUGGAUGCCGUUUUGCAGCCCAGACAAAUGCCAAGGAUCUAAUCAGCAGCGUCGAAGAAAAUGCGAUUCACCGCCACCUGCAGAUGAUGGACGAACAUGUCCCGGACAUGACACCGACACGAGACCUUGUGGUGGUCUCUUGUGUCCAGUAAACGGUGGUUGGGGAGAAUGGAGUAGCUAUACACAAUGCACAAAGACUUGCGGUGGAGGUCAAAGAACGAGAUACAGACGCUGCGAUAAUCCGAGGCCUUUGAACAAUGGUCUCUAUUGCAUUGGGUCUGACUUCGAGACAAGCAAUUGUAACACACAAUGUUGUGCUGUUCAUGGCGGAUGGUCGGAAUGGACCUCUUGGACAAAUUGUGACUUGGCCUGUAGAAGUUCUGAUUCUCAGCGAGGGUUGCAAAACAGACAACGAUCGUGCUCGAACCCUCGUCCACAAUGUGAAGGAAUGCAAUGUCCAGGUAGCAACGUCGAACGACGUCAAUGCUCCCCACCAAGAUGCCGCAUUAACGGUGGCUGGAGUAGCUGGGCGUUUUGGUCGGCUUGUUCAGUAACUUGUAAGGGCGGCACUCGCUCUCGCAGUCGACUUUGUACUAACCCAAGACCUCAGUUCGGAGGUAUAAAUUGCCCAGGAAAUAGCAGACAAGACGAGAGAUGCAAUGAAGUUUGCUGUCCAGCUGCUGGCGUCUGGAGCGCUUGGAACGCCUGGUCUACUUGCUCAGUGACAUGCGCUCAAGGAAUACGCAAAAGACAAAGAGCAUGCAACAGUCCGGCACCGUCAUGUGGCGGCAAAUCGUGCGACGGAUUUUCAGAAUUGACGGAGUCGUGCAACGAAAGAUGUUGUCCUAUCGCUGGCGGUUGGGGAAGUUGGUCGUCGUGGUCACCUUGUCAGGCCUCAUGCGGUCGAACCAUCCGAAUCAGAAAUCGUUUGUGUAACAAUCCACCUCCGGGGUGUGGUGGGAGCUUUUGCGGUGGAUCUACUCAAGACCAGUCGUCCUGCUGCAAUGGAAAUUGCUACGCACAAGCUUCUAAGUCCGAGUUCUACACUUACUAUGCUCAGUCUGUCUUUAUGGUUCGAUACGAAACAAAAUGUGGAUGGUUGAAUUUGAGUCGGUGCACAAAAUAUAGGCACGGCUAUCGCAGCAGCGUCCGACGGGCAUACCGCACCGGUUACUUCACUUUAACUACGUCUACUUGCUAGUUGUCAUUUAGCUAUGCAGCUGCUGAUUUACCAGCAGUGCAUGGCAUGCAGGAAUAGAAUAGAAUAGACUGAGCAAUGGAUUCUUCCACAAACUCCAGGUAGCAUUCUGUGCUGUAUUGUGCUUAAGUAGAAUUUGCUUUAAAUGCUAGAAAUGUAAAAAUGCUAGACUUCUCAUUUCAAUUAGCAGUACCUUAU
Molecule: messenger RNA, 6516 nt
Organism: Corticium candelabrum
Lineage: Eukaryota; Metazoa; Porifera; Homoscleromorpha; Homosclerophorida; Plakinidae
Product: hemicentin-1-like
Exons: 24
Coding region: 1561-6321 (1586 amino acids)
Source: RefSeq, a predicted model, not a curated record